Messenger RNA from Cadophora gregata, 1569 nucleotides. RefSeq lists its product as uncharacterized. The transcript is spliced from 7 exons. Gene Ontology annotation, molecular function: succinate-semialdehyde dehydrogenase (NAD+) activity. The record is from RefSeq and is a predicted model, not a curated record. Bases 1 to 1569 code for a protein of 522 amino acids. Lineage: Eukaryota; Fungi; Ascomycota; Leotiomycetes; Helotiales; Ploettnerulaceae.
AUGAUUCUUCAAAACAUUCGUCGAAUAUCUAAAAUAAAAUACUACUCAUACUCGAGAUCUCGGACUUUCGCAAUAAUGUCCAGCAAGCUCCCAUUUCAGAUCAAAAACCCUGCCAUCUUCAAGGAUAAGUCUCUUGUAAACGGAGACUGGGUUGAAGCCAAGUCCGGAAAGAGAUUUGAUGUUGUAGAUCCCGGAAGCGGCAAAGUCUGGGCCUCAGCACCAGACAACAAUGCCAAUGAUGUCGAUGCCGCAGUCAAAGGAGCUCACGAAGCGUUCAAGACCUACAGCAAAGUCAACCCUAGAACCAGAGCACAAUGGCUUCUAAAGUGGGAUGCUCUCAUCCGGGAGAACAGGGACGACAUCGCCAAUAUUGUUACCUACGAAACAGGAAAACCGCUUUUUGAAUCUCAAGGCGAGUUGGACUAUGCUCUAGGGUUUACGUGGUGGUUCGCCGGUGAGGCCGAGAGAAUCACAGGAACGAUCCAAACUCCUUCAGCACCAGGACGGAGAGUCUUCACAGUGAAGCAACCGAUUGGAGUCACAGCAGCUUUGGUACCAUGGAACUUUCCAAUUGCUAUGAUUCUGCGAAAGGCCAGCGCGGCUUUUGCUGCUGGAUGUACGAUGAUUGUUAAGCCUUCUCCAGAAACCCCUCUCUCAGUCCUGGCAUUGGCAAAUCUUGCUCAGCAAGCUGGGUUCCCAAAAGGUGUUUUCAGCGUUCUGACGACAAGCUUGGAAAAUACCCCACCUUUGAGCGAGGCUCUUUGUCGUCACCCACUUGUCAAGAAAGUGACUUUCACAGGAUCUACCAGGGUUGGAAAGUUGGUUGCCAAACACUGUGCAGAUGGUCUGAAGAAGGUCACACUUGAGUUGGGUGGAAAUUGUCCAUUCUUGAUCUUCGAUGAUGCAGACCUGGACCAGGCAUCAGAUGCGCUCAUGGCCUUGAAAUGGCGCCACGCUGGUCAAGCAUGUAUCACCGCCAAUCGUGUUUACGUUCAAGCGGGCGUUUACGACAAGUUUGCCGAGAUCUUCAAGCAGAAGACAUCCAAGAUAGUGGUAGGACAUGGUGCAGAAAAAGGAACGACGAUGGGUCCAGUCACCACUCCUAGGUCUCUCGAUAAGGCUCUCAACCAAGUUGAAGAUGCUAAAAAGCAUGGAGGUAAAAUCGUUCUUGGUGGUGGUAAGGUCUCUGGUACUUCUGGAUACUUCUUCGAACCAACUAUCAUUCUGGGAGCAAAGAAGGAGAUGUUGAUCACGGAGGAGGAGACAUUCGCCCCUGUGCUUGCUCUUUAUUCUUUUGAGACUGAGCAGGAAGCUGUUGAUGCAGCAAACAAUACUAGUAUGGGUCUGGCUUCGUACUUCUUUACAAAGAAUGUCGACCGUACUUGGAGGCUCCUUGAGAAUCUGGAGGCAGGAAUGAUCGGCAUGAACACAGGUAACUCCUCGGCUGCUGAAUCACCGUUCGGAGGUAUCAAAGAGUCUGGAUACGGAAAGGAGUCCGGAAAAGAUGUUGCUGUGAACGAAUAUCUGAUCACGAAGACUGGUACUCUGACGUUGGAUGGUCAUUUCUAA